Messenger RNA from Pimephales promelas (fathead minnow), 1762 nucleotides. RefSeq lists its product as uncharacterized. Gene Ontology annotation, cellular component: PcG protein complex; chromatin; transcription regulator complex. Gene Ontology annotation, biological process: regulation of transcription by RNA polymerase II. NCBI's taxonomy places the organism in Eukaryota, Metazoa, Chordata, Actinopteri, Cypriniformes, Leuciscidae. The record is from RefSeq and is a predicted model, not a curated record. Gene Ontology annotation, molecular function: DNA-binding transcription factor activity, RNA polymerase II-specific; RNA polymerase II cis-regulatory region sequence-specific DNA binding.
CACGGUGCAGCCAGCCGCGUCUAUUUUUCUAACUGUAAAGUACAAAAUUACCUAAAACAGCCUUUAAAGGGAAGGUUUAUGUAUUGUUUUCAUCGGGUACAUCUUUAGUUGUGCGUCUUUACUUGCGUUUGCCGACGGAAAUGAACAUUUAGUUGUCAACGAUGAACUUCCCCUUUUGUAAAGCUUCUUCUACAAUAUUUCACCCAAAAAUGCUCAGCCUACAAGAGAAAAAAAUCAGUGAGAACAUGAGUGAUCCAGAACCCUGCAAAAUAAAAGAUGAAGAUACCGAGGAACAAAGAGACCUGACAGAAGAAAAAGAGGAGAGUGAAGAAUUUAUCGAAGCCGAGGAGAAACAUGAUGUCAACAAACAAAACUCUUUGUUGAAAAGAAACGCCAAACAAUCUUUCACCUGCAUUCAGUGUGGGAAGAGGUACUCAUACAAACACAUUCUGAUACACCACAUGAGAGUUCACACUGGAGAGAAGCCGUUCAAGUGUGAUCAGUGCGGGAAGAGUUUCACACAAGAAAGACUCCUCAAGGAACACAUGAAAAUCCACACAGGAGAGAAGCCGUACACAUGUGAUCAAUGCGGGAAGAGUUUCACGCAAGCAAACACUCUUAAAUCACAUCUGCGUUCUCACUCUGGAGAAAGACCAUAUAACUGUGAUCAGUGCGGUAAAAUGUUUUCAAGCCCUGAAAACCUGAAGAAGCACUUGAAAGUUCAUUCAAAGGAAAAGCCUCAUGUUUGUUAUUUGUGUGGAAGGAGUUUUAGUCAGAUGGGUGCAUUAAAAAUACACCAGAAAAGACACAGCGGUGUGAAGGAUCACAUGUGCUUCGAUUGCGGGAAAUCCUUUAUUAGAGAUGCUGAACUGAAACAGCACCAGAAAACUCACACUGGAGAAAAACCUUACAAGUGUUCACACUGCGACAAGAGAUUCAGUCAGGCAGGACACAUGAAAAUACACGAGAGGAUCCACACUGGAGAGAAACCGUACACAUGUGAUCUGUGCGGGAAGAGUUUUGCACAUGCAAACACUCUUAAAUUACAUCUGCUUUGUCAUUCCGGGGAAAAACAGUAUAACUGUGAUCAGUGCAGUAAAACAUUUGUUUUGGCAGUAUCCCUGAAGGUCCACCUGAGAGUUCACUCAAAGGAAAAGCCUUACACGUGUUCUUUGUGUGGAAAGAGUUUUAGUCAGCCGGGUGCUUUGAAACGACACCAGAAAAUACACAGCGGCGUGAAGAACCAUGUUUGCUUUGAUUGUGGGAAGACCUUUAUUACAAAUUCUGAGCUGAAACUGCACCAGAGAAUUCACACUGGGGAAAAACCUUACAAGUGUUCACACUGCGACAAGAGAUUCAGUUGGUCAGCAUGCCUGAAAAUACAUGAAAAGAGCCACACUGGAGAGAGGCCAUAUCUCUGUCCUUCAUGUGGGAAGAGUUUUAGUAAAUUAGCUUCUCUACGCAGCCAUUCAAAAAGAAUAUGUCCAAUGCAAUAAAAGCUUCCUUCCAAAUAAAUCUAUUCUAGUCAGCUGCGACAAAUGACCGGACAAAGAACCGUCACCAAAAGUCGUCACAGUGAGAUUCAGAUCAACAUAAGAAUGCUAUAACACUUUUAAGUGAGACGUGUAUUUGAUAUAUAAGAAUAAAUCUAAAGAAUUAUAACUUGUGCUUAGAUCAUAUAGUUAUUUGGCCACUUAAAGGGUUAGUUCACCCAAAAAUUAAAAUUAAGUCAUUAUUUACUCACCCCCAUGCUGUACCAACC